Messenger RNA from Trachymyrmex septentrionalis, 1929 nucleotides. RefSeq lists its product as uncharacterized. The transcript is spliced from 6 exons. The record is from RefSeq and is a predicted model, not a curated record. Lineage: Eukaryota; Metazoa; Arthropoda; Insecta; Hymenoptera; Formicidae. Bases 518 to 1744 code for a protein of 408 amino acids.
ACCCCCACGAUACGAAAGAAGGCGAUCUCGGUGACGGUGUCGUGCCGCUGAUCACUCGUCGAACGUCGAGUCUUUCAGUUUCUUUUGGACCGCCGCGCCGCGAGCGCGGGCAGCGGGAUACAAUUGACGGCACGAUGCGCGUGUGAAAGUUUCGCAUAUCCGUGCGCACGUCCUCUAUACGGAGACGAGAAGCAGAAGGAUGUGACAGAGAGAGAAUAAGUAAAAGGACAGAAAGGGUGCACGGUGUUAAUAUAAACAUUGGCGAACGUGCCGUGCUGAUGUGAAAGUGGUUGGCUACUACCUGGCCGUCUGGCUGCUGAUGAUGGAAUGUACAACGCAACGUGCACACUGAUCCACACGUCUCCUAGGAACCCACGUGGUCCGUCGACGACAAAAGCGCAGCUGAUGAUCGAGCAUGCAGCGAUGGUUCCAGCAGCUGGCCUUGGACGAGUUCACGUCCGAUCUCUGCGGUAGCGUCGGGUAGCGAAGUCCGAAUGCCAUCGAGUGCCGUCGGGGGAUGCGUCCGAAUGCUGGUGUAGCAAGACGAGCGGCGAUCCCGCGCGAUCCUGGAGACCCUGGAGUCAGGAGUCGAAUCGAUCCCGAAGGUGCAGAAGUCGAUAUCAGGCGUGUUUAUGCCGCGUCACCUACGAUCGAACCUACGUACGACAUCGAAUGGAUAAGAUCGGACUUGGCAGACAUAGAAAUUUCUAAAUUCGUGAACGGCAUCGCAGGCAGCAAGUCAACAGCGUCGCGCAAUAAUCCACGAAGAUGUUACAGAACGUCGAUGAGCUCCGGUUAUUCGAGCCAUUCGCCGCCGUUGUCAGCCGGCUCGUACUCUUAUUACGCGUCAGCGUCUACGAGAGAUCCAUCGUACGGUAGCCUGGCGGUGAUUCACGAGAGUGAAGCGAUACCGCGGCCCAUUUGGCCUUCCGUCAUCUAUCAUCAUACCGAGGAUCACAGUGCAGGCGGUUAUGAAGGUAUUUAUACAUGCCACGUAUGCGGCUGCACGUAUAAGUAUUCGCCACCGCAGCCGCAGCUGACAUCAUCACCAUCAAGAGCUCGUGAGGUGCUACUCGAAUUAUCCCGAACUCUCAAUUCUGUAAUAGACGGCAACGUCACGGCGGCACCGGAAGAUAUCUUGCGCGAUAUAUCGCGCAUUGUUACCUUAGAGAUCGGCACGAGGAAUGACAACGUGUACGAGUACAUUUGCCCAUCCUGGGCGUUCAGUGAUAAGAAUCCGGUAUCGCCGAGCUGCGUGAAGAACGUACCGUCGAAAGUGAAUCCAAUCAAUUCAAAACUUUGUGUCAGCCCUCGUUGCCUCUACGAGUACAACUCGACGCGAUUCGCGCCGUCGCUUAAGAACGACAGGGCGACGAGACGUGAAGGCGAUAGCGAUAUGAGAAACAACUCCAGCUUCGCGAGAAAGAAACCUUGCGCAACAGAGUCCAAGUAUUCGCAGCUAGUAUGCAGCGACGUCGGGUCGUCUAUAACCGAAGGAACAAUUGCUUCGUUGAGCGCGAACAACUGGAACCAUCGCUUAGCUGGAGGCUUGAGCGAGGAUUUUGAUUUCACGCUCGACGUGACGCAGGCCGAGCGUUUAGGCCGGACGAUUGCGAGAGCGAAACGGAAGCGGCAAUGGUGCAGAGCCCUGACCACUCUCUUCGGUCUAGUUUUCUUCGUGUUGAGCGUCGUCGUCGUCUCGUUGUCUGUAACGAGGGGUCGUAAGGUGUUUGGAAGCAUGUAAGAGUCAAAAGACAAGAGCUUAUGCGUGAUCUAAUUAAUAUUUAUUCGGCUUAUAAUGCUCUUCCUCGUGAAAUUAAAGGAACUGAUUAGUCGAAUUAACGUCUGGAACAUUUUAAACACUUCGAUAUAGUUCUUACCACAAAUAUUUUGCGAUACGAAUUCUCUCGUUCCAUUAUAUAAUAUACG